Mugil cephalus (flathead mullet) is the source of this 2125-nucleotide messenger RNA. It is a transcript of the gene pla2g12b, whose product is annotated as phospholipase A2, group XIIB. Gene Ontology annotation, molecular function: A2-type glycerophospholipase activity; calcium ion binding. Lineage: Eukaryota; Metazoa; Chordata; Actinopteri; Mugiliformes; Mugilidae. Gene Ontology annotation, biological process: cholesterol homeostasis; arachidonate secretion; phospholipid metabolic process. Gene Ontology annotation, cellular component: extracellular region. The transcript is spliced from 4 exons. Bases 127 to 1026 code for a protein of 299 amino acids. The record is from RefSeq and is a predicted model, not a curated record.
UCUGUGGCUGACUGAGUCAGUAGGAACAGAGUGUGUUUGUCCCUCACUGUCUAAGUUCUUUCCACUCGGGUGACAACUCCUUCCCUUUUGAACAUCCUCUGCUUGAACUGUCAUUCGUUCGGCACCAUGCUGCUUCGGACUGUGGUCCUGCUCGUCCUCUGCGUGUCCUCGGGUAUGUGUGCCACUUUGGGCUUUUACCAAGAGAAGGAAGAGGAGGCAGCUGUGGAUUCGACUGCCGCUUCCGCUGUUGCUGGUGAUUCUGUAGAUGCCGCUAAUGAAGGUGUAGCUGCUGCAGAAAUCCAAGUAGAGGACAGACUACUAUCUAAAAUACUUGGAGUGAACAACCAAGAGGGUGACGGACCUGAAGGGGAUGUCCAUGUGGCAGAUGAUGCCAAAAAGCCAGAGCAUGGGCCUGCUGGAGAGAGCCCAGCUCUUACGAAAGACGCUGUCGCCCAGAACCAACCUUCUUCUGAGGAGGAGGCAAAUGAGAUCAAACCAGCCCAGAAAAACGAGUCCCUGAACAGAGCCUUGGCACAGGAAGAUGAGAGCAGUUGGAGCCUCAACUCAAUCAGAAGCAGCUUCCAGACUGUGCACGGAUACUUUGACUCCCUAGUGGAGCUGGUCGGUGGACCUGAUGGCGUGUGUCAGUAUCGCUGCAGAUAUGGAAAACUUCCUGAACCUCGUCCCGGCUACCGGCAUCCAGAGCCCAACGGGUGCAGCUCAUCCCUGUUGGGUCUUCAGCUUGACAUGGGGAUCCCUGCUAUGACACAGUGCUGCAGCAACCUCGACGUUUGCUAUGACACAUGCGGCACGAGCAAGUACGACUGUGACGCCAAGUUUCGCCUGUGUCUGCAUGACAUCUGCUCCGACCUUAAGAAGAGUCUGGGCUUCGUGUCGAGGGUACAAGCCUGUGAAUCAAUGGCGGACGCUCUCUACAACACAGUGUGGACUCUUGGUUGUAGGCCCUACAUGAACAGCCAGAGGGCGGCUUGCAUCUGCGAGGGAGAGGAGAGGGACGAACUGUGACACAGAACACCGUGGGCAAGCUGCGAAUACCUUUCCAAACAAAUGACAGAGAAUAUCGUGGAUAUUUCAUAUUAAGCGAUACAGUUAUGGGUUUUUUUUGUCAAGGACGUGACGUGUCACAAGCCUCCCUCUCAGGAUUCAGAGUCCAGGAAUUAAAAAGAGACGAACAGGGAAUUCAGGUUUACAAUUUAUUCAUAGGAAGAACAAAAAAAAAAUAUCACUUGUCUGAACGCGACUUUCAGAAUUAAUUGCUUAUGCAUAUUACACUCUCCACACUUCUCAUUUUUUAGGCCAGUUUUGGGCCUCUAUGACUCCAUUACCAUAAAUUACUUGAUGACUCCAAACACAGUGCCUGAUGGGAAGGAUAUUGCAGUUGGAUUCAUUUCCUCUAUGUAGAAGGACACAAAAUAAUUACUAAUUACCGCACAAACCUUAAGUCAAUGUCAUGUAAAUUUAUUGCUUAUUACAGCUACUAUGUUAAUGUUUGAUGUAAGUUAUUUGCCGGUUAUUUGUUUUUUUUUUGUUUUUUUUGUUGGUGUUGUUUUUAUGAAUAAAUGCAUGACUAAUUGCAGUUUAACUGACAUGAUUAUCACUGGAUUAAUUAUCAGCAGACUGACGGAGCAUACGCACAAUUUCCGGACGCGGCGUACUGACAUCCCUUUUCCUCCCCGAUGACACGCUCGGCCAUCCAUCACUCUGAGAGUACGAGCCAGAAUGCAUCUGUAGAUGUCGCGACGUGUAUUUAUUCAAGUCACUGACGCUGGCGUGAAAUAUAAACCACUUUUCUAAAUGCUCUAAACCUCUGAGCUGUAAUCAAGACUGAGAAAUGUGUGACCUAGUUUUCGAGUGGAUUCUGAUUGAAAUGUCAUUCACUUUAAUGUGAUGUCAUGUAAACGGCGCUGCAGGGCAAAGUGGCAAAGACAAACAAACAAGUCUUAACAAGAAUUCCAGGCAUUUCCAGUGCUGGGAACAACACUGGAAAUAGUAAAUAAGAGGAAUGCACAUGUACAGUAUAUAUACAAUAUGUGGGACUGUAAAGGGACAGUUCAAUGGAACGCUACCAAAUAAAAUGAAAUGGUCAGUUUGUCUUUAACCUAAA